Messenger RNA from Alligator mississippiensis (American alligator), 2832 nucleotides. RefSeq names its product mitogen-activated protein kinase kinase 7 (gene MAP2K7). The coding region runs from base 46 to 1359 and encodes 437 amino acids. Lineage: Eukaryota; Metazoa; Chordata; Crocodylia; Alligatoridae. The transcript has 12 exons. Gene Ontology annotation, biological process: protein phosphorylation. The record is from RefSeq and is a predicted model, not a curated record. Gene Ontology annotation, molecular function: ATP binding; protein kinase activity.
UGUUUGUGUAUUCUGGCUGCGCGGCGGCGCUGGCUCCGGGGGAAGAUGGCGGCGUCCUCGCUGGAACAGAAGUUAUCCCGCCUGGAGGCGAAGCUCAAGCAGGAGAACCGCGAGGCCCGGCGGCGCAUCGAUCUCAACCUCGAGAUCAGCCCGGCCCGGGCGAGGCCCAUUAUUGUGAUCACUCUAAGCCCCGCUCCCGCUCCAUCCCAGCGAGCAGCCCUGCAGCUGCCGCUGGCCAACGAUGGCAGCAGCCGGUCAUCGUCGUCGGAGAGCUCGCCUCAGCACCACACACCCCCUGUGCGGCCUCGCCAUAUGCUGGGGCUGCCUCAGCCGCCUUUUCUCAUGCACCGCAGCAUGGAGAGCAUAGAAAUCGAUCAGAAGCUGCAGGAGAUCAUGAAGCAGACGGGCUACCUCACCAUCGGGGGGCAGCGGUACCAAGCAGAAAUCAAUGACCUGGAGAACCUGGGUGAGAUCGGGAGUGGGACCUGCGGGCAGGUGUGGAAGAUGAGGUUCAAGAAGACAGGGCACAUCAUUGCUGUGAAGCAAAUGCGUCGCUCGGGUAACAAAGAAGAGAACAAGAGGAUCCUGAUGGACCUUGAUGUAGUACUCAAGAGCCACGAUUGCCCCUACAUUGUUCAGUGCUUUGGGACCUUCAUCACUAAUACGGAUGUUUUCAUUGCCAUGGAGCUGAUGGGCACCUGCGCAGAGAAGCUGAAGAAGCGGAUCCAGGGGCCCAUCCCCGAGAGGAUCCUGGGAAAGGUCACAGUGGCAAUCGUCAAGGCCCUCUUCUACCUGAAGGAGAAACACGGUGUCAUCCACCGUGACGUCAAACCCUCCAACAUCCUCCUGGAUGAGCGGGGCCAGAUCAAGCUUUGUGACUUCGGAAUCAGUGGCCGCCUUGUCGACUCCAAGGCCAAGACCCGCAGUGCUGGCUGCGCCGCAUACAUGGCGCCUGAACGAAUAGACCCUCCUGACCCCACGAAGCCCGACUAUGACAUCCGGGCAGAUGUGUGGAGCUUGGGAAUCUCCUUGGUGGAGCUGGCGACCGGGCAGUUUCCCUACAAGAACUGCAAGACAGACUUCGAGGUCCUCACCAAGGUCCUGCAGGAAGACCCACCCCUUUUGCCCAACAACAUGGGCUUUUCCGUGGACUUCCAGUCCUUUGUUAAAGACUGCCUUACUAAAGAUCACAGGAAGCGACCAAAGUACAACAAGCUACUUGAACACAACUUCAUCAAGCGCUUCGAGACGCUGGAGGUGGACGUGGCCUCGUGGUUUAAGGAUGUCAUGGCCAAGACAGAGUCACCACGAACCAGCAGCAUUCUCAGCCAGCACCACCUGCCCUUCUUCACCAGGUAGCCCAAACGCCCAGCUGGGGUGAGGAUGGGGCCACCCAGGAGCCCCUCCCUUUGCCCCGCCCUCACCCUGCCCCCCUCACCCUCGGCCAAAGCGACUUAUGGGAAGCCGGGGCUGUGCAGGGGAGCUGGAGGAGAUAAAAGAUCUUCCCAUCCCCACCCCAGGCCUGGGUUUGAGGAGACGUGGCCCCACCUGGACUUCAGGCUCGUCUCCCCCUCGGAUGGAGGAGAUGAGUCCACAUCUCAUGUCUCCAGGCAUCUCCAGCCUGGCCAGGGAUGGAGGAGACCACGUUUGUCUUGACCUGGGGCCGUGAAGGCUUGGUGGCAUCUCCAUUGGGAUCUCCACUUGGCUUGGAGAAGGUUGGUUGCAGUCCAGCCUGGGAUGGGAGACAUGUGCCCAUCUCACUCAACAUCUCCAACCAGGUCAGGGAAGGUGUGGGAUGUAGAAAGCCCUCUUCUGACCUUAGCCAGUGUCUCCGGGGGGCUCACACGGCAGUUCCAGUCCAGGUCUGGGUUCAGGAAGAUGCGUCUCUACCUUGAUGUCGGCAUUGUGUCCAGUGAGGAUGGAGAAGAUGUAUCCACGUCUUGGCUUUGGUCUUUGAAAGCUUGUUCUCACCUCAGCCAGCAUCUCCAGCUGGGGCCUAGGAUGGAAAAGGCCUAUUCGCACGUUGGCUGGGGUCUCCAGCUAGGGUGUUGAGGGCUUGUUCCCAGCUCAGCCAGUGUCUCUGCUGGGGCCUGGGUCUGAGAAGACAUCCUCACCUCAACCAGCAUCUUUGGGAUGGAGAAGGCCUGUUCCCACUUCAGCCGGUGUCUCCAGCUGGGUCCUUGAAGGCCUGUUUCCACCUCAGCUGGUGUCUCUGGAUGGGAUGGAGUAGACAUGUCUCUAGCUGGGUCAUUGAAGGUCUGCUGCCACCUUAGCUGGCACCUCCAGCUGGACCUAGAUCUCAGAAGAUGUGUUCUCACCUCAACCAGCAUCUCCAUUUUGGACGGAGAAGGCCUAUCUCCCACCUUGGCCAGUGUCUCCAGGUGGGAUGGAGACAUCUCCAACUGGGUCCUCGAAGGCCUGCUCCCAUCUUGGUCAGCAUCUCCAGGUCGGAUGGAGUAGAGUGUGUCCAGCUGGGUCACUGAAAGCCUGUUCCAACCUCUGCUGCCAUCUCCGGGUGGGAUGGAGAUGUCUCCAGCUGGGUCCUUGAAGGCCUGCUCCCAUCUUGAUUGGCUUCUCCAGGUGGGAUGGAGGAGCCGAGUCAACAUGCCAGAGAAGACAUCCCUGCCUUGACCAGCAUCUCUGGCCAUGUCACCUGAGGCCCUUGAAGACCCCCUUCCACCAUCUCCUGCCUGGCUCCUUCACCCUUGGCCCCACACCCUUCCCUAGCCCCCAGGGAUGGGGCCAGACGGCUGGGCCCUUGCUCACGCACUGUGAAAUAGACACAAUUUGUGCAAAAAGGAGAAAAAAAAAUACUUUUUUUUUUUUACUAUU